GAAACUUGCAACUGAAAUUAUGUGCAGUUGAAAUCUGAGUGUAGGGAAGUUUUGUAAAAGUGUAGUCACUACGCCAGACUCGAAAGAAAGAUUCGCCAUGGUGGUGGCGCAAUCUUGUCGAAGCAGUGGUGGGGGAGGGAUUGGAGUUGGCAUGGCACGUCUUGCCUCCACUGGCUGUGGUCUCACUCCUCGUGAGCUUUCUGAGUGUGAUGACUUAGUCACUGCACUUGUUAUAGAUCCCAUACUUGGCUUCACUUCACACAAAAUGGCCAUAAGAUAUCGGCCUCUCCACAACUGCCAGGCCCCAUGCAAAAGUAUUGUGGAGGACUUUAAAGUUCACCAAAACUACACAAAAGCUUAUAAACAACUCAUCUCAGGAGAAUGGAUUCCUUACAAGGCCUACCUCAACAAAUCCAAAGCUUAUCAAGUAGCAUUCCAGGAACAUGUGAUGCGCUACUUACGCGUCUAUGACGUCAACAGUGGCUUUGAAGUUCAGAUGUGCAACAGAUACAGUAUGGAAGGCAGGAAAGGUGCAAAGAUUGCUGCCACCAAGAAAUGGUACAAGAAUGAGCAAAUAACUUUCUUGGUGGGCUGCAUUGCGGAGUUAAGUGAAGAAGAAGAGGCUCAGAUGCUUGUGCCAGGCAAGAAUGACUUCUCAGUGAUGUACUCCUGCCGCAAGAACUGCGCUCAGCUCUGGCUUGGACCUGCAGCUUAUAUCAAUCAUGACUGUCGCUCCAACUGCAAGUUCGUAGCCACGGGUCGCGGCACAGCGUGUGUAAAGGUGCUGCGUGACAUAGAAGUGGGCGAGGAGAUCACAUGCAUGUAUGGCGAGGACUUCUUUGGUGAUAACAACGCCUACUGCGAGUGUGUUACGUGUGAACGGAGAGGAAUGGGCGCGUUUGCCAGUGAGCAGAGUGAGAAAGACAGCUCUAAAGGCUACAAAUUACGCGAAACAGACUUUAGACUACGCAAGAAACGUCAGAAAAUGGACGAGCAAGAUGGCGGCUGCAGUGAUACGGGAAGCAACAGCGGUAGUAAAGGUGAUGUUCCCUGCCAGCCCUCCUCUGGUGUAUUGCGUCUCAAUGGAGCCGUGAGAAGCAAGAGAGAACUUCGGUUUCGUGCGAGCUCCCGAGACUCAGACCGAUCUGAUAGCAGUCGUGCGUCCGGUAGUAGUCGCAACAAAAGGAGAGCUGAUAGUGCUGAAACAUUUAGUGAUCUCAAGCGCUCCAAUAAAGAUUCGAAUGUCUUUCCUAAAGCCAAAAUGAGGAAAGUCAGCCCUCUUUCCAGUGAUCAUAAACGCAGCUCACAAGAAAAGUGCAACGAUUCUCCUAGCAGCAGAAAUGGCCGGCCUGCGAGACGAACGACGCGCAAUGGUCUUCGAGAAAGCAUAUUAGUUUCAGAAGAAGGUAGUGGGUCAUGCAAAUUAGUCAAGAAAAGACUCGUGCAGCUCCGCAACCGCCGCUGCAAUGGUUCCUCAAGCCCCGUGACAAUCGAAGUCAUGGAAUGUACUGCAAAGUCCCUCAAUGGUGUUCCCAUCUCCAAUUUUUCACUCAAUGUUCAUUCCCGGAGAUCGCCUCAGGCUGAUGACGCGUUCAGCGACACAUCAUCCGAGUGCAGCGACACUUCAUCGGUCCCUGCUAGUGGUGAACAAUCCAGGGCGAGCGGCCGUGGCGAAAAUUUUCGUGAAGAUCCCAGUGACCGCCUCACUGUCAUGCCUAAUGAUGUUAUUAUGCCUCAUCGCGAUGAUGAUGACAAUGUGGCUUAUGAUAAUCAGUCCAGAUUAUCACUUCUAGUAUCUCCAAGACCUCCUUUAAGAGCAGCCCGAGAGCUAUCAUCCGAUUCUGAAAAGCCCCCUAACCCAGCUAGAUUGUAUGGUUCCAAAGGAGCUGGUGAUAACAAUGCGAAUCAAUUUACCUAUAAUACCGACGAUCUCCAGGUACCUAGAUCAAGAACUAUGGUGUCUACCCCGAGUAGUGACUGCGAGAUGAGUCGCGACUCUGGUAUUGGUCUUUGUGGCAGGAGUGAGAGCACCAACAAAUCUUACGCCAAUAUUUGCUCCAAUAACUUAUGUUCUGACGGGAAUAAUUGUGAGGAAAAUGCCACCGUGUUUUCCAGAGGAGGAAUCACGCCAAACAAAGAUGUCUAUGAGUUUGAAGAGGACGAUAUGAUGACAAGCUCUCCUAAUUUGGGGCUACGUCGGUCCCCUCAGUGUGGGUCCUCCCCUCGUACUCCCUUAACCUGGUGUCCCCACAAUGGCGCAGUUGCAGAUACAGGGGAUGUGGGGAGCAGUACUGCGCCUCCUCCACCUCCCCUUUUCCCAGACGCUAGUAGAGACUACAAGAAUCCCAGCAAAUCUGAGCGUCAAAGACUACGCAUCAAGCUCCGUAAGCUGCACAUGAAACGCUCCCCUGUUCUCGAUGAAGUCAUCGAGGUUGGUGAUAACAUUCCUGAAGACACAACUGGAGCCCUUGAGCCAGAGUAUGAGGUGCUGACGGUUGACGGGCUGACGAGCGAAAGUAGUUACUGCGGUAAUAGUGCCAUGCCGCUCUUACCAAGCGCCAGCACAUCCAGAAGGGACACGACUCCUGUCACAACAUUAAACUCCAGUGACAGGAAAACUAGACGACCGAGCACGUCUGAAAACUCUAAUAAUAACGUAGAGAUAAAUACCAAGAACAGUAAUGUAAGUAGUAGCAAUUGUGAUAGCAUUAACUUAAGUGAUAGUUUAGUACCAAAAGAAUGCAGUAGUUCUCUAAGCAGCAGACCAGGCGGAAGGCAUGUCAAAAAGUUACGUUUAAUUAUCGGGGGUGAGAUCCGCACCCGAACGAUCAACUUCUCCUACUGAGUCUUUCUUUCCAUGAGAAUUCGGGCAUUUUACUAAAUUUCCAAAGAAGGAAAA
Messenger RNA from Hyalella azteca, 2899 nucleotides. RefSeq lists its product as uncharacterized. The transcript is spliced from 6 exons. Gene Ontology annotation, cellular component: nucleus. NCBI's taxonomy places the organism in Eukaryota, Metazoa, Arthropoda, Malacostraca, Amphipoda, Hyalellidae. Bases 98 to 2845 code for a protein of 915 amino acids. Gene Ontology annotation, molecular function: protein binding; histone H4K20 methyltransferase activity. The record is from RefSeq and is a predicted model, not a curated record.